This is a messenger RNA of Ahaetulla prasina, 1142 nucleotides long. RefSeq lists its product as uncharacterized. The transcript is spliced from 3 exons. The record is from RefSeq and is a predicted model, not a curated record. The coding region runs from base 1 to 867 and encodes 288 amino acids. NCBI's taxonomy places the organism in Eukaryota, Metazoa, Chordata, Lepidosauria, Squamata, Colubridae.
AUGGAUGGGACAAACGUGCCUUUCGGAGCGGGGGGGCGGGGAGCUCGCCUGUCCCGAGCAACGCGAGUACUUCAGCAGCGCCCCUUCCAGCAGAGUAAUUCCAUGGAGAGCGGGGAGGGGGAGGGGAGGGGAGACCGUGGAAGCGCGAAGCGAAGCGCGAGUCGAGCGAGCCCGUUAGGAAAUCAUGGUGCCUCCUGCUGCGGGGCCAGUGGCGCGGGCAGCUUCGGGCAAGGAGGAAGCCAAAUGCUCAGCCGCCUCUCUCUCUCUCUCUCUCUCUUCUUUCUUUCUUUCUUUUUUGGUAGCUCCCGGGGAGAAGCCCUCUUCACGCCCGGGCAGCGCGGGGCAUCCUCGAAGGAGCGGGAGCCCAGGCGAGGGCUGCUGCCUGUCACAAGUCCACCCCGCUUUCGGCACUCAGCGCAUGCUGCACUCACCCGGAUGCUGCUGGUGGGGCUGAUGCCUUGCCUGGCGAAACAUCGCUGUGGGGAACACACCUGGACCCGCUGCUGCUCCUGCCCCUGCUGCCGCCGCAACCGCUCGGCAGGCCGGCAGUCUAGGAAAAAGAAGGAAAUUCCCACUUUCGCUGUCACCUUCCUCUUCCUGGCUCGCCUUGCCAGCUGCCGGGCUUCCCCUGGCGCUCGGCUCUCCCCUCCCCGCGCCUCAGCGGCACUCUCCUCGCUUCCUGCCUGCGGGAUUCCUGGCGGAGUCCAGCGAAAGAGACAGCACUGGCAGAGGGAACACAAGGCGCGUUUAACGCCAAGCUCGCCUCAGCGGCGUCGGUGGCGGCGACGGCAGAGACAACCACCACCGGCAGCUCCAACCAGCCAGCUGCUGUCUGUCCUCAGGACAUUACCUUCAUCUGAUUUCUAGCCCAUGAAUGAAUGGGUUUUACAAGAUGGCUACAUCCAUUUUUAAGGAAUGAUUUCCCCUUUCAGCUAGCAAGUAACCUGUGUUAGUUUCAAGCCACCUAUCUCACCAAUAGCAAUUAUGCCUAAAGCAAAAGGGACUGAAGCAUUUUCAAAGUCCAGAAUGGCCAGAAAGGGCUCAGAUGCAUACAGUCUUCGCUGAUCUAUAAGAAGUAGGAGGAGGAAAUACAACACAGACUUGUAAGAUUUUGUUAUUGUCAUAAAAUCUCAAUAAAAUUA